Messenger RNA from Branchiostoma floridae (Florida lancelet), 2824 nucleotides. Its product is annotated as WD repeat-containing protein 91-like. The transcript has 19 exons. Gene Ontology annotation, molecular function: phosphatidylinositol 3-kinase regulator activity; protein binding. Gene Ontology annotation, biological process: early endosome to late endosome transport. The record is from RefSeq and is a predicted model, not a curated record. The coding region runs from base 41 to 2317 and encodes 758 amino acids. Lineage: Eukaryota; Metazoa; Chordata; Leptocardii; Amphioxiformes; Branchiostomatidae. Gene Ontology annotation, cellular component: early endosome membrane; late endosome membrane; extrinsic component of endosome membrane.
GGCAUGGGAACGAGAGUCAUUGACCCCUGGUGACCCCAACAUGGCUACCUCGACGGAUAGAAUGGAUAAUCUAGUUCGAGAUUACCUCCUUUUUAGGGGUUUUACCAGCACGCUGAAAGUUUUCGAGGGAGAGAUUAAGUCAGAUAAGGACAGGGGAUUCCGUGCUGACAAGGUGGUUGACCAGAUGAUUGGGUACAUCCAGCAGUAUGAGUUGGGAGCGCUGCGGGAGUACUGGGGACAUCUGGACAGGAGAGUGUUCUGUCGACUGGAGCAUGCUCACUCCACAGGUGUGAAUAAGCUCUCCCGGAGCCUGCUGAGACUGUACCUUGUCCACGCGAUGCAGAAUGGCCGCACUGAGAAGGUGACGGAAUUCUUUGAAAAGUUGGCCCCAGAGAUCCAGGGUCAACCAGAAUGGAGGGAAUGGUUUGUGCUACCAUUUUUGUCCAGCCCAGAGCAGAACCCAGCAUUCAUGAUGUACUUCACUAAGCAGUGGGCAGACACCUUCAUCGUCUCCCUCCAUAACUUCCUCAGUGUCAUCUUCCACAGCAUGCCUGUGCCAACCUUACUGAGUUUUGAGAUGGAGCAAGCCAAGAUGGUACAGCUGAAGGAAGAGAAUGACAUGCUCAGGCAGCAGGUCGCAGUGUUACAGCAGAGGGAACUGAAAAAAGCUCUGAAGGAGAAGGAAAAGGUGAAACUAGCAGGUUCAGGAGAGCUCAUGGAUGAAUUCUAUGCCGGCCCAAUGGAAACAAGGGCUGAUCCAGACAGCACAAAGGUUGCCAGAGGAAAGAGCUCCAACUCCCCGUCCCCUGUCCGUAAACCCACCCUCCUGUCCACCAUCAAGCCACAGCUCGCAUCAGCCAAGAAACCAACCGGGAAAACAACAGCAGUCAUGCAAAAAAAAGAGGACAAUACACAGAGACCAGUCAGCCCAGGGGUGCAGAGGAAGGCCCAGGCAGAUGUGGCAAAAUCAGCCAAGCCUGCCGCUGAGUCAGCCAAGACAACACUGGUGCAGAAACAGGUCAUGAAGCAACAGAAGGCCGUCAGUCUGGAGCAGCAGCGCAGAGAGCUGCUGUCUAAAGCACAGGCUGCACAGGCCAGAUCGAAUGCCUUGGCUCAAGAGACACAAGAGUCUACCCUGAUGAGAAAGGAGACUGAAGCACCUAAGGAUGCACAAAAGUUGGCUGGCCCGUCUUUUACUGCAAAAGAGUCAAAAGCUGGUGUGAAACAGGAGGCCGAUGGUCUGUCUCCGAGAGAUGGUCUCUCAAGCUUGUCUGUCUCAACUGAAAAGAUCCCUACUAAAGAAAUAGAAGAGCAGCACCCCUUUCUUGUUCUGAGUCAGGAGGACUACAUAGAGCACCAUUCCUCCAUCACCCACUGUCGCUUCUCUGUGUCAGGAACCUGCAUCGCUAGUGCAGAUAUCGAUGGGGUCGUCAAGGUGUGGAACUUCAGCCCCGCCCCUGUAACCAUAGCGACCAUCAUGUCCAAGUCUCCUAUCCAAUCACUGGAGUGGGUGACCAAGCCCAGCAGGCUGCUUCUCCUAGGCAGCAGACAGAGCACAGUGAGACUGUACGAUACCGAGGCUAAGAAGAACCUGGUGGAAUCACAGACAGAUCCACAGUAUCCACGUGUUGUGACCAUGGCCUGUAGUCCCAGUGGGAGCAGUUUUGUUUGUGGGAUGGCCAGACAGACUGGGAGUAUAGAGGGAAGACUGCAGAUGUGGGAUAUGAAGACCAUGAAAGUACAGCGAGAGCUGCCCCUUGACCCUCCAUCUGUGUGUGCCAACUGUACAGCUUUCACUUUCAACGGACACCUGCUGGUCAGUGGAGCAUCCGAUGGAGUCAUCAGGCUCUACGAUAUGCAGCGGUAUGACUGCCUGAUGAGUUGGCAGGCCCACAGUGGAGAGGUGUACUCUGUACAGUUCAGCUGUGACGAGACCUCCAUCUUCAGCAUGGGGGCUGAUGGGAAGUUCCUGGAGUGGAGUGUACACAGAGUGGGGAGUAAGCUGGCAGAUUUGCCGGUACACGACGGUGCCACGGGUCCGUUUGUCGUGUCUGGGUACGGUGGCUACAAACAGGUGCAGGCCCCUGGAGGGAAGCUGUUCGCCUUUGAUGCAGAAGGGAACUACGUUCUAACCUGCACAGGAAAUGGUGGGAUCAUUUAUAAGCUGGGAGAUUCCACCCUCAACAAGACCUUGUCUCUGGGAGGUCAUAGGUCACCUGUGGUCAGUGUGGACUGGUGUACAGCAAUGAACUGUGGGACGUGCGUGACAGGCUCCAUGGACGGGAAAAUCAAAGUAUCCACUCUCCUCAUGCAGUGAUUGGUGCAAUUUUAGUCUCGCUGCUUGAUAACAGAACACUUUGAAUGAUAAGAGACAACAUGGUUUAGGUCAUAGAAAAUUGCUGUGCAGCCCAGUUACUCCAAAUUGCAUAUACUUAAAUGGCUGAAUAUCCUACUCAAAGAUCAUUGAAGACUACUCAAAGUAGCAGAGUGUAUGGUAUGGAAUGUGUUAACUGCAGAAUUAUAUAAAGGAUGUUGAUACAUGUAAUGAUCAGAAUACUGCAAGGUCCUUUGAGUAGGAUUGAAGUGGAACUUUUAUUGUUUACUAUUAUGCUUGAUAAAAAGUGGCAAUACCAAACAAUUCUGCAUAAGUACGAAUCAAACAGACAUGUUUAACAUAGUUUAAUACUGCACCAUAUUCUAGCACCAAGAAAGUAGAAAGGGUAUACAUUGCACCAAAGUCAUAAUAUUGAAUUUGUUACAAGCAGGCUUGUACAUGUAGCUGAAACUAUUGAAACAGUACAGAAUAAAGCAAGGAUACAACAGA